CGGGCCUGGUAAAUCACUAGUUCGUGCCUUUGACGGCUAACCAUCAAUUGGCUCCGCGUUCAAAACACGCUCGGUCCUCGGUACAUAAAAAAAAAUUCGCGUUCGAUGUUCCAUUAAAUCGCCAAGUGACCGGUCACGUGACUGUACCCGCGGGGAGCACCACGGCCGUCCGACAGACUCGCGGUAGAACGACCCGGACGAUCGGCGCGCGCUCGAUCCGGUCUCCACGGCCGCCCGAUCCAUCGGAUUUCCACGCGAUCCGAUUCCUCCCCGGACCGCCCGCAGUUUUCCACCGCAAAACUCCCACGAUCCUGCCGUCCCGAGGCUCGCGAUUAUGAUAUCUCUUCAGUCCCACAAUCAGGUUGUGUACCAUCUGACGCAGCUGGCGUUGACUGCCUCUCCCAGGACUACUUCGUACUCGGUCCGAGUUAAGAAACAGGAUGAAUCCUCACAAAAGAAUGCGGAGGAGACAGCAAUUUGUCUUGACAGUCUCAAGGAGGCAGCGAGAAAUUGUACCGAGUUACCGGAGAUAAAUCUGAGCACUUCCAACGUGCUACAAAUGAAGGACAAUAAGGUGUGCUUGAUGCUGGACAACGUAGCCGUCAGCGUACUUAGGGAACCCUUGGAAAAGAAUAACAAGUGGAAAGUGUCUUACUUAUCCGGCCUAAGUUUCGCCGAGAACAAACGGGACUUUCCGUGCUCCUUGUUCACGGAGCCCAUUAUUCUACCCGUCAUUCAUCUAGCGAAUAGACAGCAGCACAGACUGUUGCACACGUGGUACAGCAAGAAGCUGCACAGUCAUAUGCCGAUUCGCACAUUCAAGUCUCAGCGUAAUAUAAAAAUGGAACUGGAGCAAAACCCACCGUUCAUGAACAGAAUAAAGAAGUGGCUGGGCCUGUCUCCUAAUGUACAAAUGGGUUUGGUAUCCGAGUUGAAAGGUUCGGAUUAUAAGAAGCUAAAGCAGAUUUUCAAUGAUACUGAUGCAACAACGGACGAACAGAAAAGAAUAAAAAUUGCUUUCGUGGAGGGAUACGAAUCUGGGCUACAGCGCCAGAUGCGGGGCCGCGGCAACGCAACAAUGUUACUGAAAAUUGUGCACACUAUGCUAGCUGUCUGCGCUAUUGUUGUUGUAAUUUUGCUUUAUCUCAGCUACCCAGGAGGAGGAAUAUUCAAGCUUCCUAUGAGUCAUAGGAUUGAAAUUGAUCCUGAAGAUAUCCACGUCACUUUUAACGAUGUUAAAGGGGUAGAUGAAGCAAAGCAAGAACUUCUGAAUGUAGUUGAAUUCUUAAAGAACCCUGACAAGUUUUCCGCCCUCGGCGGAAAGUUGCCGAAGGGAGUAUUGUUGGUCGGUCCGCCAGGAACAGGAAAAACAUUGUUAGCGCGCGCAGUCGCUGGAGAAGCCGGUGUACCAUUUUUCCACGUGGCAGGCCCUGAAUUUGAUGAGAUCCUCGUUGGCCAAGGUGCCCGACGUGUCAGAGACUUGUUCAGAGCGGCGAAAGAAAAGGCACCGUGCGUAGUGUUCAUUGAUGAGAUCGAUUCUGUGGGUGCGAAAAGGACGAAUUCAGUCCUUCAUCCUUAUGCGAAUCAGACAAUUAACCAGUUACUUUCUGAAAUGGAUGGCUUUCGUCAGAACGAAGGUGUCAUAAUUCUUGGUGCCACAAAUAGGCGUAAGGAUCUUGACAAAGCGUUAAUGCGUCCUGGUCGUUUCGACGUUGAGAUUUAUGUGAACAAGCCUGAUUACGGUGGUCGUAAGGAGAUAUUAGACCUCUACUUAUCCAGAAUAUUAACUCACGAAGUCGAUACGGUUUAUUUAGCACGCUGUACUAUAGGAUUCACUGGAGCCGAUCUCGAAAACAUGGUAAACCAAGCUGCAUUGCGCGCGGCAAUUGAUGAAGCAGACUACGUCACUAUGAAAUAUUUGGAGUAUGCUAGAGAUAAAGUAUUGAUGGGUCCAGAGGGCAAACUGAAGUUACUCGACGAAGAAGUCAAUCGCAUUACAGCAUACCACGAAGCAGGACAUGCUCUAGUAUCAUUUUACACCAAAGAUGCUACGCCGCUUCAUAAGGUCACUAUUGUGCCAAGAGGACCGUCGUUAGGUCAUACUUCUUACAUGCAUGAGAAGGAUGUUUAUCACGUCACAAAGUCACAAUUAUUAGCCAGAAUGGAUUCCCUGAUGGGUGGCAGAGCUGCAGAAGAAUUAGUAUUUGGGCCAGAAAAAGUGACGACAGGAGCUUCUUCUGAUUUAAUGGAGGCAACGAAGAUAGCGGAAGUGAUGGUAAAGAUGUACGGAAUGUCAGAGAAGGUGGGAUUCAGGUCAAUAGUGAAGAAUAAAAAGCUUAUGGGUGAUAACAGCACGUACGCGCCAAGUACGAAUGAGCUCAUUGACACUGAAGUAAAACGACUUUUACAGGAAUCGUAUGAACGUGCGAAAGCAAUUUUGAAAAUCCAUGCGAAAGAACACAAACAGCUAGCAGAAGCCUUAUUACAGUAUGAGACAUUGGAUGCAGAUGAUGUAGCUGCCAUAGCAAAUGAAACGGGACUUAGCAAACGAGAAUCGUCUGCAGAUCCAAAGAGACCGGCGAAAUAAUCUUAAUCUAAAUGUAAUUAUUUGUGAACAUUUCUUGAAAAGUUUGUUCUUGGUCUGUGUUCGUUUAAUAAAAAUUUGGGCAAUACACUAUUUUCUUCAAAAAAUGGAAAUUAUCGAGGUUAUCGACAAGGAACUGAUUAUCGACAAUUUCGUCUUCCCUUCAUGCCCGAGAUCCGCAAUUGAAGAAUCGCAAAGUGCCCAGCGAGUAUGAAAGUAUGUCGGAAAUACAAUUAAUUUUGAUUUACCAUUACACGAUCAUAGAUAUAAAUUGAAUUAUGUAUAUACAUACAUACAUACACAUAUUUAUAUACAUAUA
Molecule: messenger RNA, 2903 nt
Organism: Vollenhovia emeryi
Lineage: Eukaryota; Metazoa; Arthropoda; Insecta; Hymenoptera; Formicidae
Gene: YME1L
Product: ATP-dependent zinc metalloprotease YME1 homolog
Exons: 14
Coding region: 335-2587 (750 amino acids)
Biological process (GO): protein quality control for misfolded or incompletely synthesized proteins; mitochondrion organization
Cellular component (GO): mitochondrial inner membrane
Molecular function (GO): ATP hydrolysis activity; ATP binding; ATP-dependent peptidase activity
Source: RefSeq, a predicted model, not a curated record